UCUGAGCGUCUCCCACAGUCGCGUUGCCAAAACCGCCACGAACUUCGAAAGAACGCAGAUCCGCUCGGAGGAGGGGCUUUGGGUUGCCCUUUGCGAGGGCGGAGCUGCCCCUUGGUCGUCCAGAAGCGGGAGGGAGCACUCCAUGCGGCACGCACACACCCUUCGGACCGCCCUCCUCGGGCGCGCUAACGCCGGAAAGGCCGCGGGUUUUGCGCCAAGUGUGGGUUGGGGGCUCGUGAACCGGCAGACGUGCCCGCCGCCCUAGAGACCCGCCUGGCUUUUUUCGGGUGCAGAAAGAGAACCCGUGUCGAGAGCCGCGAGGUGGCGGAGAGAGACUGGCCGCCGGGGGCAAGAGCCAAGUUGGGAAUCGUUGCGCGAGAGCGGAGGGAUGCCUGACCGCCAGAGCACAGCGCUGCACCUCGUGGCCGGCGGAUUUGGUGGCACGGCUGGAGCCAUUUUGACCUGCCCAUUGGAAGUGGUGAAGACCCGCCUGCAGUCCUCCUCAUUAGCCCUGAGGCCCCUUUGCUUUCCUGCAGUACAGAUGCAGGGGCUGAGUGGAACAUGGAUCCGGCCUGCACUCCCCACUGUAGGGGCCCUUGAACUCCUGAGAACCAUUCUAGAGAAGGAAGGAAUCCGCUCCCUCUUCCGAGGCCUGGGUCCUAAUCUUAUUGGAGUUGCCCCUUCCAGGGCCAUUUAUUUUGCUGUGUAUUCAGGGGCUAAGGAGAAACUCAACACGGUGCUUGUACCAGAGUCCAAGAAGGUUCACAUGCUUUCAGCGGCCUGUGCAGGGAUAACUUCUUCCACCUUGAUGAACCCCAUCUGGCUGGUGAAGACCAGAAUUCAGCUGGAAGCUAGGGCCAAAGAUGAGAGACGCACCAGUGGCUUUCAGUGUGCAGUGCGCAUUUACCACACGGAGGGCCUGCGAGGCUUUUACCGUGGAAUUAGUGCCUCGUAUGCCGGUGUCUCCGAAACGAUAAUCCAUUUUGUUAUCUACGAGGCGCUGAAGCAACGGAUCAGGGAGCAUCGGCCGUUCCUGACCCCAGCUCUCGUCUUUUCGCCAAACAGCCAGGACUUCUUUGGGGUGAUGGCUGCAGCUGCUGCCUCCAAAACUUGUGCUUCAUGCAUCGCCUACCCACAUGAGGUCAUCAGGACACGGCUGCGAGAGGAGGGCUCUCGUUAUCGCUCCUUUGUGCAAACCCUGCAGCUUGUGGUCAGAGAAGAGGGCCCCUUGGCUCUUUACCGUGGGUUAUUGACCCAUCUAACACGCCAGAUCCCCAACACAGCUAUCGUCAUGGUCACCUACGAACUGAUCAUUCACUUGGCAACAAAAAUGUGAUGCCUUCCUCUUCCUGGGAAUUUGCCAAGGCUGCAAAGUGCAUUUAAGGAUAGGAAGCCUUAAUAAUGGCUACAUCUUCCCGUUCCGUGGUUGAUCAUCAAAUGUCAUGGGAAAGGCCUGAAGGCUAACAGCUUCUGUGUGACGUUGCAUUUCAAGCCUUGGUAACUGAAGGAUGCCUUCAACUGUGCCAGGCCUCGCAGGAGCCUUCAGGCAUUAAUAAGCAAUGGAACACCUGAACAUCAGAGAUGCGGUUGGAGAGAUGUAAAGUUUUCCAUGUGGAAGCAGCAACACAGAAAGAUACCCAAGGAAGAUACUAGAAUGCCUAUUUGAUAGGCAAGCACUCUUUCUGGUGCCCUUGACUGGCCAGGGUCCAAUGUGCUGGCUCUGCUAUUCAUUGCAGAGAAAUCGUCAUGCUCCACUUCUCCUGAGGUCUGAGUCAGGCUAGCCAAUUGACUGAGAAGUCAGAGUUUAUAAGGAAGCCAUGUAAAUGGAAAUGAAAGCAGUGGGAAUUUCUCCAGGGGGCAGGGCAGGGCAAAAAUAGUUGGUCUCAAAAUGGAGCACUCCCCUAGCAGCAUCGCCCUGCAAUGAGACCCCAACCCUUGCAGAAGGCAUUGAGGUUUUCCACCUUCUCCUUUUGAGCUCGCAGCAGGCAACUUACCAUCUCCUAAAGGAUAGGCAGGGCAUCUGCCCCCUUAGAAUUCAUGUUCAUCUCCUCCUUGCUCAUGGACCACAUAGGCAACAUGCUCAAACUGAGCACAGGGAGUUGUGCUCCCUGCGAUAGAGAGAAAUGCCUCACUGUGGGGCCUUCUGUACUUUUCUAUUGCCUUGUUUACAUGCAUUCUGUUGUAGAUUUUGCAUCUCUAACAGGAAGGUAAAGGAUUAAGCAAAGACGGGGGGGGAGAGAAGCACACUGGCAUCUAGUAUGGGGUUUCUUCUGAGUGGGAGGGAGGCUGCUGUGCUGUGAUGGUGUGAAGAGUAGGCUGAAGCUUUCUGUGCUCCAGUGCAAAGCUUUCUGCACGGACUUCUGGCUCCACUUGAUGUGUAGGAGUAAUGAUGCAACACAUUUUCAGAUAUGCUCAAAUUGUGUCAAGUUUUUUAAAAAUAUAUAUUUUAUUAAUAAGA
Messenger RNA from Rhineura floridana, 2458 nucleotides. RefSeq names its product solute carrier family 25 member 33-like. The transcript is spliced from 7 exons. Gene Ontology annotation, biological process: pyrimidine nucleotide import into mitochondrion. The record is from RefSeq and is a predicted model, not a curated record. Bases 389 to 1336 code for a protein of 315 amino acids. NCBI's taxonomy places the organism in Eukaryota, Metazoa, Chordata, Lepidosauria, Squamata, Rhineuridae. Gene Ontology annotation, molecular function: pyrimidine nucleotide transmembrane transporter activity. Gene Ontology annotation, cellular component: mitochondrion.